Aspergillus fumigatus Af293 is the source of this 957-nucleotide messenger RNA. It is a transcript of the gene pop2, whose product is annotated as putative ribonuclease P complex subunit Pop2. The record is from RefSeq and is a predicted model, not a curated record. Lineage: Eukaryota; Fungi; Ascomycota; Eurotiomycetes; Eurotiales; Aspergillaceae. Gene Ontology annotation, cellular component: nucleolar ribonuclease P complex. Gene Ontology annotation, molecular function: RNA binding. Gene Ontology annotation, biological process: tRNA processing.
AUGUUUUAUGAUCUGAACGUUCCUUACUCUUCGGAUGAUCCCGAGAUCUCUGAUACAUUGAGCUUUCUUGCAGAGCUUGGUUACACAACCGUCGCUCUCUCGCAGACUAUCAGUGGAAAGCUCCCCUCAAACCUUGCCCCGCCACCUGCACCCACGAAUGCUCCCAAGAAUUUGAAAUUGCUUUCUCGCGUGAACUUGAUGUUGUCCGACCCCGCACAGAAUCAGCGCCUCGCAAGCUUAGCUCAGGUGUAUGACUUGGUUGCACUUCGCCCUACCAAUGAAAAAGCCCUCUUGAAUGCAUGCACGAAUCUCGAAUGCGACCUGAUUUCUCUCGAUCUCUCCGUGAGACUUCCGUUUUACUUCAAAUUCAAAAUGCUCUCCGCCGCCAUCGAACGAGGGGUUCGGCUGGAAAUUUGCUACGGGCCUGGGGUUACAGGGAGCGGACUUGAAGCCCGUCGGAAUCUCAUCGGCAAUGCUAUGUCCUUGAUCCGCGCGACACGCGGAAGGGGGAUCGUUGUGUCAAGUGAGGCAAAAAGGGCCCUGGGCGUGAGGGCUCCAUGGGAUGUCAUCAACCUGACAUGUGUAUGGGGUUUGUCACAGGAACUCGGUAAGGAGGCAAUCAGUGAAGAAGCAAGAAAGGUCACCGCACUAGCCAAACUGAAACGCACAAGCUGGCGUGGGGUCAUUGACAUCGUUGACGGGGGACAGAUGUCAAAGUCACAAGUUAUGGAGUCUGGAAUGGGGCAGAAAGGCAUGUCUAAGAAGAAUUUCUCGCAGGCUCAGGUGACUGGAGACAACCUGAAGAGGAAGGCGUCCCUCGGCUCAGAGGCAGCCGUUGAGAUCGAAAAACCGCUGUCCAAGCGUGAGAUGAAACGAAGGGCUAAAAAAGCGCGGUUGGAGGCAGGAGAGUGCGGUGGCAACGCAGCAGGCCCUGGUGCGACUGUAGCCUCUGGCUGA